Messenger RNA from Cryphonectria parasitica EP155, 840 nucleotides. RefSeq lists its product as uncharacterized. The coding region runs from base 1 to 840 and encodes 279 amino acids. The record is from RefSeq and is a predicted model, not a curated record. Gene Ontology annotation, molecular function: oxidoreductase activity, acting on single donors with incorporation of molecular oxygen; ferrous iron binding; zinc ion binding. The transcript is spliced from 4 exons. Lineage: Eukaryota; Fungi; Ascomycota; Sordariomycetes; Diaporthales; Cryphonectriaceae.
AUGUCAGGCAGGGCGCCAGUAUAUUUCUUUAGCCAUGGAGGGCCGAAUGUCAUGUACGAGAAAGACCAUGAGGUCUAUCCUGUCCUCCAGAACAUUGGCAAGGAAAUUACCCAGAAAGUGAAGCCAAAGGCCGUGGUGGUAUUCAGCGCCCACUGGCAGGCCAAACCUGAUCUCAUCCAGGUCAACAAUGCACUGAUGACCGACCUGAUCUACGACUUUUAUGGCUUCCCUGGUUACAUGUACCAGGCCACCUACCCAAACCAGGGCAACCCACAGCUGGCCAGUCACAUCAUCGACCUCCUCUCCUCGGCCGGCAUCAGGGCGCAGGGCGUCAAGCGCGGUCUCGACCACGGCGUCUGGGCCGGCUUCCACGUAGCCUUUGAUCCCGUCGAGAACCCCCUCAACGUUCCGCUCGUCCAGGUCUCCCUAUUCCACUCCGAGGACCCAGACCAGCACUACCGCCUAGGCCAGGCCGUCGCCAGCCUUCGCGACGAGGGCGUUGUCAUCAUCGGUGCCGGCAUGUCAGUGCACAACCUGCGUGAUAUGUGGAGCAUGAUGGUGUCCGACGACCCGAAGAAGCCGCGGCCGUAUGCCGUCACGUUCGAUAAUGCGCUGAAGGAGGCCGUGGAGGCUCCUGUCGAGGAGAGACAGAUGAGAAUGGCCGCCGUCUGCGGUCGCCCGGACGCCAAGCAGGCACACCCUUGGAUGGAUCACCUGAUGCCCGUUUACGUCGCUGCUGGGGCUGCUGGUCCAGAUGUUGGGAAGCAGCUGUGGACGAUGCAGGAGGGUUGUUUCGGCUGGGCUCAGUACCGCUUCGGAGACAGUCCAGGGGGAAGUUGA